Arachis ipaensis is the source of this 1617-nucleotide messenger RNA. The record is from RefSeq and is a predicted model, not a curated record. Lineage: Eukaryota; Viridiplantae; Streptophyta; Magnoliopsida; Fabales; Fabaceae.
AUGGAUAUCUUGAUUGGAGACUUGAAGAAGGAGGGUCGAGUUAUGGAUGCCGAGACUUUUGGUUUUGUAGCCGAGACUUUUGGUCUUGUAGCCGAGACUUUGGUCAAAUUGGGAAAAGAAUAUGAGGCAUUGGGUAUUUUUAAGAAUUUGGACAAGUACAAGUGCUCUAUAGAUAAAUUCACAAUUACUACAAUCAUUAAUGCUCUCUGUUCUAGAGGGCAUCCUAAGAGGGCUGAAGGGCUCCAGUUGCAAGAGCUGUGCAGUGUUGUUACAAGCACUGUUGGUGGGUUAGAUGAAUUGGAGUUUAGUCUGAAUAAGUAUAGAGAUUCUUUGACUUCAUCUCUUGUAACUCAGGCUAUUGAUUCUUGUAAGCAUGAGGCACAUACUAGGAGAUUGCUCAGGUUCUUCUUAUGGUCUAGUAAGAAUUUGAGUUGUAAGUUAGAAGAUAAAGAUUAUAACUACGCUCUUCGAGUUUUCACAGAAAAGAAAGACUACACAGCGAUGGAUAUCUUGAUUGGAGACCUGAAGAAGGAGGGUCGAGUUAUGGAUGCCGAGACUUUUGGUUUUGUAGCCGAGACUUUGGUCAAAUUGGGGAAAGAAGAUGAGGCAUUGGGUAUUUUUAAGAAUUUGGACAAGUACAAGUGCUCUAUAGAUGAAUUCACAGUUACUGCAAUCAUUAAUGCUCUCUGUUCUAGAGGGCAUCCUAAGAGGGCUGAAGGGGUAGUUUGGCAUCACAAAGACAAGAUUGCAGGCACAAUGCUUUGCAUAUACAGAAGUAUCCUUUAUGGGUGGUCUGUGCAGAAGAAUAGGAAUGUGAAAGAAGCUAGGAGGAUUAUUCAAGAGAUGAAAUCAAAUGGGGUUGCCCCAGAUUUAAUUUGUUACAACACAUUCCUCAGGUGCCUUUGUGAGCUGAAUCUUAGACGUAAUCUUUCAGGGCUUGUGACUGAAGCCUUCAAUGUGAUGAUGGAGAUGAAGUCUUACAAGGUUUUCCCAACCUCGAUCAGUUACAACAUCUUGCUCUCAUGUUUAGGAAAGACCAGAAGGGUUAAAGAAUCUUGUCAAAUACUAAAAAAAAUGAAACAUUCUGGUUGUGCUCCAGAUUGGGUAAGCUAUUAUCUUGUAGCAAAGGUGUUGUUUCUGACUGACAGAUUCGGCAAAGGAAAAGAUAUAGUGGAUCAAAUGAUCGAAAAUGGUUUGAUACCAAACCAUAAGUUCUACUACAGUUUGAUUGGUAUUCUUUGUCGGGUUGAAAGGGUGAAUUGUGCUCUUGAACUUUUUGAGAAAAUAAAGAGAAGUUCACUGGGUGGUUACAUACCAGUGUAUGAUGUGCUCAUUCCAAAGCUUUAUAGAGGAGGGGAUUUUGAGAAGGGAAGAGAGCUAUGGGAUGAAGCCACAAGCAUGGGGAUCUCUCUUCAGUGCUCAAGAGAUGUUUUGGAUCCUUCAAUAACACAAGUUUUCAAACCUAAAAGGCCAGAAAAAAUCAGCCUUGAGGACAGCAUAAUAACUAAGCCUCCAAAUAAAGUGAAAAAUCUUUCAAGUAAAAUGAAGGUGAUGAGAACAAAAUCUGCUUCAAUGAAGAAGAAAAAUAGAAGAAAUAAAUAAAUACAUCUACAGCAC